AUCUGUCCUCCUCCAGAAGCGUAUGAUGAUCCCCGAGAAGUAUGCGAAGAAAUACGGGGAUGAACUCGGUGACACGGUCAAGCUCAACCUCGCCAACGGUCGUGAAUGGGAAGUGCACGUUGUAAAGGCCAAAGACGCCGUUUGGUUCCAUCGCGGUUUGGAGAGUUUCAUCAAGGACAACUCCAUUGGCAUUCACUACCUCUUGCUCUUCAACUACGCUGGAAACUCGCGCUUCAACGUCCAUGUUUUUGAUCUCACGGCUACGGAGAUCGACUAUUCAGAAUGGAGGAAAUGGGUCAAGUUGUGUAUUGGGGACAAGGAAAACUUGGGGCCAUGGACACACAUUAUCUCUGUAUCCUAUAGCCAAUUAGCCAUGCCUGAGCCUACAUUUACCAGUAGUGAUAAAAACAACAAGACCAAAACACUUGGUCAAGAAAUCAUGGAGGCCGUCUUGGCCAUGACGAACCGAAUCAGUCAUCAUCAUCAUCAUCAUCAGAAACAUGGUCAGAAGGUGGGAGACCCAAGCCAGGCCGGGGAGGAGGACGGCCCCACAAAUAGCGUCAUCACGCUAGCGGGAACCAACACAGGGGCGAGCAUGAAGGGCGAAAUGGGCAAGAAAAUGUCCGGGGCCGAGGGCGAAAACGAGGAGGAGGAGGAAGAGCAGCUGAAAACUUAUGUGAACAGCAACUUCCAAGCCAUAAAUAACUCCAUCAUGUUAGGGGGGAGCUAUAGCUCCAAUGAUCCAGGAGUGCACUUGGAGGUUGUGGACUACAUGGAGGAGGAGGAGGAGCCUCAGCCUGAAAAGACUAAGAAGAAGAGGAAGAACAAGGGGAAGAAGAUUGUGGAGGAGAGCUCUCACUCAAAGGAACAGAGGGAAUCAGACUAAUUAAUUUAGAAAUUAUUGAGUGUUUUCUUCUUGAAAUCUGUUUAUCACAUUGUUGAAAUGAAUUAAAAUAACAUUU
Cuscuta campestris is the source of this 962-nucleotide messenger RNA. The record is from the annotation of a GenBank genome assembly. Lineage: Eukaryota; Viridiplantae; Streptophyta; Magnoliopsida; Solanales; Convolvulaceae.